CACUUCUAUAGGCUACUAAGUUGUGUUGUUUACAUGAUUUACACUUAUAUACUGUCUAUGGAUUUACACCAACUGUCUAUGGGUAUACAUGCUAACGAUUAUAUGCUAUUUGUUGAAAGCUUUCUUUCACUGUCUAUGGUUGAAAGUCAGCUAUAGGUAACUUUGCGUGGAAAUGUUUAAGAUAUCUACCUUCGAGCAAUAGUACAAGUAAUGUUGCCAUGAGAAUGGCAGCAUUACCACAAGUCAGCUAACCGUCAUGCUUGUAGUUGCUUAGCGUUAGCUAAGUACAUUCAUGCUCUAGCGUUAAAGCAAUCGUUUAAUCAAGGAGCUAAAUUAUAACACACUGCGUAUUUCCUUUACAAUGGUUGUCGAGGUAGAAAGCUUCUUUGGCGUGUACAUGCUGUACUGCACAAAUCCUAAAUUUAAAGGCCGCAUUUACAUCGGCUUCACUGUGAACCCUGAGCGCAGGAUCGGACAGCACAACGCUGGACGGCACAGAGGGGGAGCCAAGAGAACCAGUGGGAGAGGACCGUGGGAGAUGGUCCUCAUCAUACAUGGCUUUCCCUCUGAUAUUGCUGCCCUUCGGUUUGAGUGGGCGUGGCAGCACCCUCACUCCUCCAGGCGUCUCUCCCACGUCUCUCGGCGCUCCAAGAAAGAGUCGAGCCUGCAGUUCCACUGGCGCGUCGUCUCCAACAUGCUGCGGGUGGCGCCUUGGAACAGACUGCCGCUGACCGCCCGCUGGCUCAAACAGGAGUACAGGAUGGACUUUGAGCCCCAUCUGCAGCCUCCGCUGCACAUCCCCAUCGCUUUUGGGAGUGUGAGAGCCAAGAAGAAAAAGCUGCCGCUGCAGUCUGCAGGAGAGGAGGAGGAGGAGGAGGAGGAGAAGGAGGAAAAGGAGGAGGAGACAUCCAGGUGUUUUCUCUGUAAAGGACUGGUCAAGGUGUCAGAAAAGCUGAGUUGUUUCCACCCAUCCUGUGGAAUGAGCACUCAUGUGAUCUGCCUCGCUAAACAUUUCCUGAAGUCAGAGCCGUCCCACCUCCUGCCAGUGGAGGGGGAUUGUCCGGCCUGUCGUCGCUCUGUGCUGUGGGGGAGUCUCGUCCGCCAUAAACACUGCUGCUUCGGAGACCUGGAGGAGAUCACACCGUCUGCAUCACAGAGCCACUGGGCAGAUGAGCUGCAGAUAUGAGGGAGUGGAGCCUAGCAAAACUCAACUUUUAUUUCCUUCUUAAUUAACUGUGGUGUUACAUUUCAUGCAGAAUUAUGUAGAUGAUGUGCAAUGGAAAUGUAUUUUUCAAACUGAACAGGAAUGUACAUUAACUUUAUUAAAGCUGUUCAGCAGAAAUGUGCACAGGUCCAACAUCUCUCCAGGAAUAAAAUCCUAAAUCAUUAAUUAUCAUGUAUGUUUAAUAUGUGUGCAUUGUGUAACAAAUAAAACAAGAUUGUUUUGUAGUGUACA
Messenger RNA from Perca flavescens (yellow perch), 1456 nucleotides. It is a transcript of the gene slx1b, whose product is annotated as SLX1 homolog B, structure-specific endonuclease subunit. NCBI's taxonomy places the organism in Eukaryota, Metazoa, Chordata, Actinopteri, Perciformes, Percidae. Gene Ontology annotation, molecular function: crossover junction DNA endonuclease activity; 5'-flap endonuclease activity. Gene Ontology annotation, biological process: double-strand break repair via homologous recombination. The record is from RefSeq and is a predicted model, not a curated record. Bases 362 to 1186 code for a protein of 274 amino acids. The transcript has 5 exons. Gene Ontology annotation, cellular component: Slx1-Slx4 complex.